AUGUCUGAUACCAGGUUAGACUCGGACGAACACAGUUUUGCCGAGUCAGUGGAAGAUAGACAAGAAUUACUAGACGAUAAGCCUUCGAGGCACACAAAACGCCGUGCCAAUGUCUAUGAUGCGGUAGCUGGUCGCGUCAAUGCGCGCGGUCUCAACGCACCCCGUCAACUUGCUUCUCAAUACCGCGACACAAACUCGGCAGGAGCUCGAAGUUUGCGUCCAGAGGAGCUUCUAUAUCGCAGGCAGAACAUUCCGGCGGAAUCAAUCGACGAGAGAACCUACUUCGCUCAUGAGCAUCUUCCUUCUGGCCAAGCUCUCCCGCAUUCCGACCUUCUUGAGACGCUACAUGCCUAUGCGGCCGACUACUACGAAUAUGCCACAGCGGACAACGGCAAAGAUGACCUCCAGACCAUGGACGAGACAGCACUUCUUGCAAUGGGAAUUUUGAUCGAAGAGAUGGUCAAGGAGGAACUGGGUGAAACCGGGGAUCUGGCCCUGACUGAAGGACAAGAGCUGCCGGAGGAAGAGGAUGAUAAGACAGGCCUCGAGAGUGACACGACAACUAAGUCAGCAGUACGAGCAGCACGAAGGAAACGAACAAACAGCAUUGUCCAGCAGAGCUCAAAACGGCGCAAAUUGUCACGUUCUGUUUCUGUUACAACAGAUUUCGAUACCGAGGUUGACGAAAGGCGAUGA
Penicillium griseofulvum is the source of this 696-nucleotide messenger RNA. RefSeq lists its product as uncharacterized. The record is from RefSeq and is a predicted model, not a curated record. Gene Ontology annotation, molecular function: RNA polymerase I cis-regulatory region sequence-specific DNA binding. Bases 1 to 696 code for a protein of 231 amino acids. Lineage: Eukaryota; Fungi; Ascomycota; Eurotiomycetes; Eurotiales; Aspergillaceae. The transcript is spliced from 2 exons. Gene Ontology annotation, cellular component: RNA polymerase I upstream activating factor complex. Gene Ontology annotation, biological process: nucleolar large rRNA transcription by RNA polymerase I.